CGCCACUGCUUCGCUUCCUCCCGCUCCACACACGAGGCACAUCCACGCAUAAGGCGGGCAGGCGGGUGGCCGGCGGCCGCACCUCCCACAAGGACAGCUGCCGCAGUGGCUUUUUACACACACGCGCGCGCGCGCACACACACACACACACACCAGAGACAGGAGGCGCAGGAACGGGACCCGUAAGGAGGCGCCCCAGCAGCCCUUGAAGGCUGUCAGGAGAGGCACCGGGGUGGGUUUAUUAAGGCAGUUCAGGAGGCUGUCGCGGGGACCAGCCGCAAGACUUGCUGGCCUCCUCAGUCCUACUCCCGCCGACCCACCCUAUCCGGCUUGGAGAAUCGCGGCCCGUAUCUUGGAAAAGAAGGGGGACGCCAUGGAGCUCAAUGCAGGUGGCGUGAUUGCUUACAUCAGCUCUUCGAGUUCAGCAUCUAGCCCUGCCUCAUGCCACAGUGACGGCUCAGAGAGCAGUUUCCAGUCCUCCUCUUCACCUGUACCACCAUCACCAAACAGUUCCUCUUCAGAGGGCAGCUGUAACAGCAAGAGCGGAGAGGGCUCUGAUGGAGCACCAAAGAAUGACCAGUUAAAUGAUCACAUUGAAGCAAAGCAUUCAAGCAUAACUGGAUUGGCCAAGGGUCAUAGUGGACUUACAAAAUUUAAUGGCAUGGUCCUGCUGUGUAAAGUCUGUGGAGAUGUUGCUUCAGGAUUCCACUAUGGGGUUCAUGCCUGUGAGGGCUGCAAGGGUUUUUUCAGAAGAAGCAUUCAGCAAAAUAUCCAAUACAAGAAGUGCCUGAAGAAUAAUAACUGCUCUAUAAUGAGAAUGAAUAGAAACAGGUGCCAGCAGUGCCGAUUCAAAAAAUGUUUGUCGGUUGGGAUGUCAAGAGAUGCGGUUCGAUUCGGCCGGAUCCCUAAACGUGAGAAGCAAAGGAUGUUGAUUGAAAUGCAAAGUGCCAUGAAAACCAUGAUGAACACUCAGUUCAGUGACCAUUUGCCCAGUGAGGCAUUAAAAGAUAGCCAAGAACCUUUACUCCUACUGCCUCAGGAAGAGGUCAACUCCAAAUCACUGCAAGAGCAAGAAAAUACCAAUGUCCCCUCUUCUUCUUCCCCACCUCUUCCUCCUCCCCCUCCCCCUUCUGACAUUGCUAAGGAAGAAGUGAUUGGCAUGGUGACCAGAGCCCACAAAGAUACCUUCAUGUACAACCAGGAACAACCAGAAAAUCCUCCCACUGUUGUGAAGCCCCCAAAUGGGGAAAGAAUUCUCAAGUACACUGAGCAAUAUCAUUCCAGUGGCGAACCUGUUAAUAGUGGCAUAAGCAGCACCCACCAUGGUGGGAAUGAGCAACAUUUCAAUGGACAGUACAAAGGGCGAAGCGGCAUGCAUUAUCCAAAUGGGUAUAACCUCUGCUUCACAAGCAGCCAUUCUAUGAACUUUGCUAAUGGCUUGACCUUAAAAGGUUGCAAUAGGAUGCCCGGAAACAGCUUUCCUCCAAAUGAAUCUAUGAAUGUCUACUCCUGGAGCACUGGAAGCAGAAUGCAUCUGGUUUGCCCGAUGAACAAGACUCCUUUUGUGGACCCAAAUAAGUCUGGUCAUGAAGUCUGGGAAGAAUUUUCCAUGAGCUUUACCCCUGCAGUGAAGGAAGUGGUGGAGUUUGCCAAACGCGUUCCAGGCUUCCGAGACCUUUCCCAGCAUGACCAAGUGAACCUUCUAAAGGCUGGAACCUUUGAGGUUUUAAUGGUACGGUUUGCAUCUUUAUUUGAUGCCAAGGAUCGUACUGUCACCUUUCUUAGUGGAAAGAAAUAUAGUUUGGAUGAACUGCAUUCAAUGGGAGCUGGUGAUCUGCUCAACUCCAUGUUUGAGUUUAGUGAAAAGUUAAAUGCCCUGAAUCUUGGUGAUGAAGAAAUGAGCUUGUUUACAGCGGUGGUUCUUGUGUCUGCUGAACGAUCAGGAAUAGAAAACGUCAACUCCGUGGAAGCACUGCAGGAAAUGCUAAUCCGUGCGCUCCGGACCUUAAUCACAAAAAAUCAUCCAAAUGAAGCCUCUAUAUUUACAAAACUCCUUUUGAAAUUGCCUGACCUGCGUUCCUUAAACAACAUGCACUCUGAGGAACUUUUAGCCUUUAAAGUUCACCCGUAGGUUUUCGCCUCUUAUUUAUAUAAUGGACUUGCUUAAUGUUAACUAACGGUGUGUAUUUUGUGCUAAAAUAUUUAUUUAUGUUUGUACGUAUCUCUCGUGGAGAAGAAGAACUUGCUGACUGUGCAAUGGGUAGAUGUUCUGUUGUCAUGCAAUAAUGCUUCAGGUUGAACAUUUUUCUACCCGUGACAACAUGGCCACAGAUUUCUUCAUGAUUAUCCAAAACAGCCCCAUUUGCACUAAAGCUGAAGAAGUUACACUACAUGUUAUGGAUACUGACUGUUAAGUACUGUGCCCCUACAACAACAAAAUACUAAUUUUCUCUUCUAUAUUGAAUGGAUAAGAAUGUACAAUGGCUACACAUGGAAUGCAGAAUUUCAGUAAAUGACACUACAAUGACUGAAGAGAGAUUUAAUUGGUCUCUUCCCCCUUUUGAGCUCUCAUGUUGUUGGGGUAGGAAGUUCUGAAAAUCUGUUUGUAGUUUUACUGUUCUUAAUCAAGGAAACUCCAUAGGAUGUCUUAGCGUAUACCAAUUUGGUUGCUGUAGCUGGCACACAUGCUGUGUGUAUAUAUAUUAUAUGAACAAAGAUGUUGGGUGUGUUACAUCUUUAUAAAAUACAUCGUGUAUGUACAUAUUUAUGUGUAUGUAUAUAAAUAGUUCUAAAUAAACAACAUGCAUUUAUCUUCACAAUAUUUUCAACUGUGGAGAAGUUAACCAAACAAAAGGAGGCGACCCAUGGCAACAACCAAAUUGAUAUAUUUGGUUAUGUACUGUCGAGCCAAAUGUCUUGAGAGUCCGUAACGUUUAGAGAAUUCCUGUUAACAGUAAUAUAUGAUGAAUCAGUUAAUUUAAGUACUUCAGCAUCAAAAGUGAAAUGGUAGGCCUGUCAGAUCAGACUUUUAAACGAAGGAAAGAUACUUAGACUGGGGUGACUUCUUUUUUUAAUUCAUUGCACCUAAGAUUGUUAAGCGCUACGAGGCACUUAAAGCUGCUGGAUACACUCUUGAAUUUAUCUGAAAGGAAAGUUUAUGUGUAGUUCCCUGGAGAAUCAUGGAAAACUUCAAGGAAAUUAUAUUUUUGUUGCAUAUUUGUGUGUUGUGUGAAUCAUAUACCUUACACUACAUUUAUAUGCUGUUUGAAUGUUACAUGAGAUUGGGAAACAAAACUGAGACGCAGCCAAUGUCUUUUAACAGUUGUAUGCAUCCCAUCCCCCCACCCAGAGUGUUAGAGAUGUAAAGAGUUCUUAAACUUUUUGCUGUACACAACAAAGGUCUGCUAGAUCGUCUUAUAUCAGGUCUAUUUUUCUAUACGUAUGUGCAUUUUUAAAACACCUGCGACAAAUUCCUAAACACAAGUAUCUGCUUUGUAUCCUGUUGCUAUCUCAAAACAAUAUUUUCAUAUAAUACCAAGAAGUAAAAAUAUACAAUGGCACUCCAGCUCAGCUAGAGUAUUACCAUUCCCCUUCUUGUUUCAUAAUACAAAAAGAAAAAUGCUCUAGAUUGGAUUCAGACUUAGUCAUAUUUGGGGUUGACCCAUUGAAAUCUGAUUAAUCAUGAGUAACUUGAUAUCAGUGGGUCUCCUCUGCAUAUGACUAAGAGUGGAUCCGAUCCUCUGUUAGCUUCCACCUUACCUAAACAAAAGAUUGAAUCCACAGUUUACAAUGUUGGUAUUUCACAAUCUCGGAACAAUUUUACAAUCUGGUAACUCCAAACAUCUCCUAUUAGGUUUAUGUGAAGAAUUAAGAUGUAUUAAUUGCUUUUUAAUUUUAACAGUGUCUGUCUCAAAAUUCAGUCUAAUUCAAAGGGGAAGUGUACAGCUCUCCUCUGUGCACAGAAUGGAGACCACUAUACUGCCACCAUUCUAUAGGAAACAUCCCUCCAUUCCUGUUUCACCUGAACAACUACUCAGUCAUCUCACCUUAAGACCUUCCCCUACAGUAAUCCCGUCACAUUUUCGAAACAUAAAUUGCUCAUUUGGUAGGAUACAUGUAUUUUCAGAAACAGUAUUUUUCUUAAAAAUCAAAAAAAGAAAGUUGACAUUUUAGGCUUCUUAUAGAAGUUUCCUCUCCGCAUAUAAAAUGUCUUGACUUUUAUUAUUCAGCCUUUUGAUAAGUAUAACCAGCACUAUGUAAAGUAUUGCUUAAAAAAAAAUUGCAUACACACACACAUAAGCAGCCAUAGUGGGGGCUUGCUCAUUCACAAAAAGGCUGCCAUGAUGGGUGUGGCCAAAUCAUAACACACCCAUUUCACAGAAGGCAAAAUGGUGAGGCUGAGAGAGAGCCUGACCAAUAAAUUGAAUACAAGGGAGAGGUGGGGCCUAAGGCCAAAUCACACACCUGUCCCCACUCCCUCUACCCCUAUAGGACAUUGCCUAACACCACCAACUUAUUCCCCCCCCCCCCCAUUUUUCUGGGUGGCCAGGAGCACUUCAAAAUAAAGCACUGGGCUUUAUUUUAUUUUUAUUUUUAUUUUAAUAAAAUUUAAUUUUAAUUUUAUUUUAAUUCCUGUUAACAGUAAAAUAUAUUCAUGCAAUUUCAUUUUGAAUUACAUGUUCCUUUACAUUGUAGAAGUCCUUUAUUUUAUUUACCAAAUCCUAGAUCUAAGCUCAGCUUAAUUUUUAGAACACCCCUGUGUUGCAAUCUCUAAGGCCCAGAACUUCUACUAGCAGCUUUAGAGUUGUGCUGCAUCAUUUCUUCCCGCACUGAUGGGGUACUGGAGAGAGCUACAAAGCAACUCUUUCCCCUGUGGCAUCAGCCUUCAGAUAACUGAGGUGCCACUAGCGUGGAGAACCACUGCCACGUGGCUUUGCACAGUCCCAGUCAGCGGAGGAGGAAGUGUCACUGUGGUGCCAUGCUGCCAGAGUUAACUCUCAUAAGGAGCAGGCCUCUGUGAAUUUUAUCUAAAGAAGCCAAUUGUCAUGAGCUCUGCUUUACUGUGCCACUGGUUAUACACUUGAUAAAAAUACUGAGAAAUAUUUCAUACCAGACUGUUGAGUACUUACUGUUGAUGGGGCAUUGCUGAGAGAUUACAAAAAUGUACUGUAUGAAACUAUGAUUUUUUUUUUACUCUGGUUUUACAUGUUUUAAAGGAUUAAAUAUGGGCAUUAUGUUGGCAAA
Messenger RNA from Elgaria multicarinata webbii, 5244 nucleotides. RefSeq names its product nuclear receptor subfamily 1 group D member 2 (gene NR1D2). Lineage: Eukaryota; Metazoa; Chordata; Lepidosauria; Squamata; Anguidae. The transcript has 8 exons. Gene Ontology annotation, molecular function: RNA polymerase II cis-regulatory region sequence-specific DNA binding; zinc ion binding; nuclear receptor activity. The coding region runs from base 374 to 2131 and encodes 585 amino acids. Gene Ontology annotation, biological process: negative regulation of transcription by RNA polymerase II; hormone-mediated signaling pathway; cell differentiation. The record is from RefSeq and is a predicted model, not a curated record. Gene Ontology annotation, cellular component: nucleus.